AUGUCCACUCCAACGAACCAACAAACCCUUACAGAAAUGCUCUCCCAUAGCCAACAAGCGCCUCAUCCAAAAAGACAACUCGAACACCAAGUGGGAGAACAUGCCAACGACCUUCAUCAGACGGACGAUGACUCAUGUUGGGAAGACGAGCAAGAAGAUGCAACAACUAUCAAGAAGAAGAUUCCAGUGACUCUAUUGAGUGGCUUCCUUGGAGCAGGUAAAACCACUCUCUUGAAACACAUCCUCAAGAAUCGAGAAAAUCUUAAAGUAGCUGUUAUUGUUAAUGAUAUGGCUGAAUUGAAUAUUGACAAUGCACUCAUUGAAAAGUCUGGAGUGAAACUCAAACAAUCUGAAGAGAAACUUGUCUCGAUGCAAAACGGUUGCAUUUGUUGUACAUUGAGAGAGGAUCUUCUCAUGGAAUUGUACGAAUUGGCUCAAGAAGGUCGUUUCGAUUAUUGUGUCAUUGAAUCGACUGGUAUUGGUGAGCCAAUGCAAGUUGCUGAAACAUUCACAUUUGAUGUUGAAUUUGAAAUGGUCGACUCGGAUGAAGAAGAAGCAACUUCCAAACAACAAAACAAAAAACGAAAAUCAUCCAAGAAGAACAAUCACCAAACUGUCUCAAAGAAAAAGCAAACCAUGAUUCUGUCUGACUUUGCUCAGUUAGAUACAUGUGUAACGGUCGUGGAUGCUUGCUCGUUCUUCCAUGAUUUGAGUUCGAUUGAAACGUUUGCUGAGAGAUUUGGUAAAACCAAAGAUGAAAGUAAGGCCACCAACGACAACAAUAAUAAUAAGGACUCUCCCAAGGAUGAGAAAGAAGAAGACGCCACCUCCGAAUAUGAAAAGAACAUUGCCAAUCUCUUAAUUGAUCAAAUUGAGUUUGCUAAUGUCAUUCUUCUCAAUAAGAUUGAUUUGGUCCAAACUGACGAAUUGAAACAAAUUCGUGCCUUCAUCCAUAAAUUGAAUCCUGAAGCGGUCAUUCAUGAAACUCAAAAUUCACAAGUCGAACUCUCUCAAGUACUCCAUACAGGUUUGUUUGAUUUUGAAAAGGCAGCUUGCAAUUCAGGUUGGUUGAAAGAAUUGAGAGGUUCUCAUCAACCAGAAACACUCGAGUAUGGAAUUUCCUCAUUUGUGUAUCGAAGAAGAAGACCUUUCCAUACUGAAAAGUUGUAUGACUUGUUCUAUCGUGAAAAGUAUUUACAGCAAGUGGCCCUUCGUUCGAAAGGAUAUGCAUGGCUCUGUACUCGAAAUGAUUACUGUGGAGAUUGGGAACAAGCAGGUCAUCAAAUUACCAUUCACGACGGAGGAAAGUUCUUUGUCGCUCUUGGUGAAGACGUAUGUAUAGAAUUGUACGGAAAGGAAAUUGUCGAGAAGGCCAUUAAGAAUGAUUUCUAUCAGGGCAAGGAUGAAGACUCGAGCUCGGACAUGGUCAUUGGUGAUCGUCGGCAAGAAAUUGUCAUUAUUGGUCAAAAUUUGAAUAUUGAGGAAAUUUGCAACAAGUUGGAUCAAGCUCUGAUUACUGAGGAAGAAUUUUCAAAGGGACCUCAAUACUAUUCCACACUGUGUAAGGAUGAGUUUGAGCCGUUUACAAGCUUUUUAGAUGUUGAUCCAAACAUGGAAUGGGAGACAGAUGAUGACGAGGAAUAA
This is a messenger RNA of Naegleria lovaniensis, 1644 nucleotides long. RefSeq lists its product as uncharacterized. The record is from RefSeq and is a predicted model, not a curated record. Lineage: Eukaryota; Heterolobosea; Eutetramitea; Acrasida; Naegleriidae. The coding region runs from base 1 to 1644 and encodes 547 amino acids. The transcript has 5 exons.